UGACUCUGACGCUGUCUGGGCCGUAGAUCUUUCUGCUCCAGGUCUGCGUGUUUUUUCUGUUAUUGGGCUGAUUUCACUGGUGGACGCUGUUUUGAGAACAUCAUACAGCUGCACUGCUGCUGCCGUCAUACUCUCAGCUUUUAUGUAACUUAAUCCCCCGUCAAAUACUGCUGGUUUUCCUGCCUGUUUACAUCAAGAAAGAAGCUUCUGAAACGAAGGACAGUGUCUCGAUGGAGGGAGAUGAUGGCGACUUCCUCCCUGAUUCAUCAGAGCACUCUCAGUCCCAGCGAGGAAGUGUGGCUUCUUCAGUCACCAGAGCUCAGGAUUUGUUGGUGUACUUGGCGAGCGACAGUGCAGUGCACUUGACUUUGGAGGGUCUCGGUUGUAUGAAUGCGCAGGAGCUCGGCCGCAAUGUCCGAGAAGCCCUCAACAUUCCCAGCACUGCCGUAGAUGUGUUCGCUUUCUGGUUCUGCUCUCCUUUGCUUGACCUGCAGUUGAAGCCGAAACAUUUGCCCUACAAGCUGUGUCGUCAGUGGCAAGACCUGCUGUAUCGCUUUACCGACGCCCCCCAAGAAGACAUUUCUCAAGAUGAGCCAUGUCUUCUGUACAAAAGAAAUGUUUUUUAUCCCAAGUCAAAAGAACUUCAGAUUGAAGAUGAAGGAGUUUUGAGGCUACUCUAUGAAGAGGCCAAGAUGAAUAUCUUAGAGGGUCGUUACCCCUGUGACCCAGAACACUGGCUGAGAUUGGGAGCUUUGUCCUGUGCCAUUGAGCUGGGGACUGGACUUGAUGACCAGGCUCUAACAGUGGCUAUCAGGGAGAAGAAGCUGCCAUCAUUCCUACCGGCCCACGCUGCAUUAGGAGGUGGAGGUUUUCUGUCCACACUGAGGGGGAGAGGUGGGAGGAAUGCAGAGAUGGAGCAAAAUCUUAUAAAGGAGUAUCGUUCAGUCUGUUCCUCUGCUGCCGCUGGCUCUAGUCUGGAGCACAUCGCUCUGCUGCACCAAUACCUCAGGAGCUGCCACACCCUGCCUUACUACGGAUGUGCUUUUUUCAUGGGGGAGAUAGACAAGCCAGCCCAGGGUCUUCUUCACAGAGGUGGCCGUAAGGCAGUGAGUGUGGGCAUCAGUCUGGAAGGAGUGUACGUCAUGGAUGUGAAAGAGAAGCACGUCCUCCUUGGUCUCAAGUUCAGUGAGCUUUCCUGGGAUCACAGCUAUCCUGAGACAGAGGGAGACUCCCAUAUACUCUGGUUGGAGUUUGAUGGAGAGGAGGCUGGCAUGCCUGUCAACAAGUUAUUAAAGAUUUAUUCAAAAAAGGCUGAACUAAUGAGUGGUCUUAUUGAGUUUUGUGUGGAGUUGCGCUCUGUUGGCGAGUCAGCAGCUGCUGGUACUGACGGUGAGCUCACACCUUCCCCAGAACCUACGGGUCGGGAAACCAAUGAGAAAACCCGAGAGCGACGGCAGGGGAAAAUGCGCAGGCAGAGCAGCGUGGUCUGUAACCGAGUCCAUUCACUCAACACCAUCAGCUACGUUGAUGAUGGCAAAGAGAUUAAACGUCUGAAGCCCAAAAGAGCUGCUUCUUUCUUCACGCGACCGGCUCAGUCUCCCACUUACUCUGCAGUUCAGGUGACUGAAAGUUUGGAGCAAGGAUGAGCCCCAGCUUCAACACUGCCCUCUUCUGCCCGGUGACCAGAACUACAUCUGUCUAUAUAGAUCCUCAGAGACACUGUGCAAAACCAUCUGAAUGGACGGAUCGGACCAAGAUCACAGACUGAAGAGCUAAACCAGUAUUUAUAGAUAAUUUGUGUGUUAUGUCACAGUUUUAAGUUAAAGCUCUUUGUUGGCUGUUGAAAGCGAAUGUGAAAUUUGCUUCAAUAAUGCUGUUUUGUUAAACUAAUUUAAAGAUAUUUUGGUUGCAAGGGCAAGACUAUGAGACACAAUCCGAAAGCUCUGUUUAGGUCACUGUUCUGAAUGUAGAUUCUACUAUGCAAACAUCAAACGAAACUACAUCCCAGUGGCUAUAAAUCAAGAGUACAGUAGUCCAGCACUUUAAUCCAUGUCACUAAUACUGCUAAUACUAAACCUGCUGCACCAAAGCAAAGAGUCAUUGCCUCUAGUAUAGGACAUCCACUCCUAUAUGCAAAACCAGGGCUGCUGUCUGUGGCAAAGCAUUGCAAAGACAGCGCAGACUGAGAUUAUGACAUUCUAUGCUACUUGUCUGCUGUAUGUGUGUAUUGUUUUUGCUCUCUGUUUACUACAGGGCUUGUUUGCAUAUGCAAACUUCUUAUUUGUACGAUUUUUUUUUUUUUUUUGUUCAGUGGUGACCAAAGGUAAAUCAUGACUCAACACAUUAAGUGCAGUUGACUGUAGUAGUGGUCCCACUACCUUGUUGCUCUGGAGAAUCAUAUCUUUCUGAUGGUGUGCAUGUAAUGCACUGCUGAAAACAAUCCAGGUCAUAUGUGAGCAUAAUCUGCAUUUGUAAAGCAGAGAGAAUUGUGUUUAAUACAUUGAAUCACCAGUUCUGUAGGUGCUUGAUGAGCAAUAGGUGAUUCCAGUCUUAGAGCUUGAAUGUACCUAACUAUAUGAAAUGUAUAUUUUUUACGAUAAUAAUAGUAAUAGGGCCCGACAUUAACAAUUGUCCAGGACGGUUAGAAGAAAAAUGUCAAAGGAAGUCAUUUAAUCAUAACCUCUGAUUCUGAAUGUCCAGUUAUUCUCCCUUUGACAUCAUUACCAAACAAUUUAGGAACUUUACUGAUGUUUUGAAUUGUGAAGAAUUACUAAAUGAAUGAAUUUGUUCAUUAUACCUCCUGUUUUGGUAAUCGAUGUCAAUGCACUGCGCUUAUUUAUUUAUUUUUUUUAACAAAUGACUUAAUUGUUCUUAAACGUACCUGUCAAAUCUUAAGGUCGAGCCCUACAUUAACAGGUCAUCAGUUACCAAACACAAUUCUGUAUUUAUCAGUGCAUGACAUCUAUUGUCUUAAAUUGAUUUUGUGGUGUGCAUGUUGUUUUGUGAAUGUUUCUUUAUCUGCUUGCACUCGAUCACAUUUAAAAGUGUGGAAAAUGAAAACUGUUGCAUCACAAGCUGAGCUGUGAAUGGAAACCAGCCAGCUGAAUGGAGCAAAACGAUCAGUACACCCACUACAUUUCUGUAUUUAUGCAAAACACUUGUUGUCAAGAUUUUAAUCCUAAAAUGCUUAUUCCCGUUUUUUUUACGUUCUGUACCUUAUUAUAUAUUCCACUCUAAAACUAAUCCAAUGUUUAUAUUUCAAUAUGAAGAUCACACACACUGUGUACCUACUAACUGUGCUGUAGAUAGUCACAUCCGUGUUAUAGAAAUACUGAAUCUUUCGAAUUUAAAGUGCCUUUUUUUUUUUAAUUUAAUCUGUUGAUAGUUGUAUUGUUGUUAUCUGUCUUUUGAAAUUGCAUCUCCACUACCUUCUGUUGUUUAUGAGGCUUUAUACACAAAUUUCACUACCCACAUUUUUAUUGUAAAAUUAACAAAAAAAAAACAUUUAUAUGCAACACUAAACCUUUUUAUUCCCACUUUGCACUAACUUCUGGCAUACCUAUCAGUAAAUAAAUUUCUAUAUUAUGGAUUGUUUAUUAAUGUUUUAUUUAAACGAACUAUGCCUGUAAUAAGGUCUUUGAUGUGUAGUAGAAUUAAAUCUUGAGGAGAAAAAGAAGGAACGAAAUAAAUGUAACAAACUAAA
Carassius auratus (goldfish) is the source of this 3703-nucleotide messenger RNA. Its product is annotated as putative FERM domain-containing protein FRMD8P1. Gene Ontology annotation, cellular component: plasma membrane; cytoskeleton. The transcript is spliced from 10 exons. Bases 231 to 1646 code for a protein of 471 amino acids. Lineage: Eukaryota; Metazoa; Chordata; Actinopteri; Cypriniformes; Cyprinidae. The record is from RefSeq and is a predicted model, not a curated record. Gene Ontology annotation, biological process: negative regulation of canonical Wnt signaling pathway.